AUGACAUUGUCUAAGGACCAAGACGAAGACCCGGAACUCCAACGCAUACUUAACGCCACGUUGGUCAGCUCUUUACGUUUAGAAGCACGCGAUACUGGUUCAGGACUGGUCUAUUUCGACACUUCGACAACCGGCAGGUCACGUACGUACGUCCCCGUGACACUUCGACGUCGCAUUUUCGACAUCCUGCACAAUCAGGCGCAUCCCGGCAUCAAGGCCACCCUCUCGUUGGUCAAGAAGCGUCAUUGUUGGCCGGACAUGGAUCGGUUAGGUUCGCAAUUGGACCAAACACUGCACUGUUUGUCAACGGACCAAAGUUCGCCGUCACGUGGUAUCACCGACAAUGCCUUUUUCAACACCGGACCGACGUUUCGGCACGUCGACUUGGUCGGACCGUUACAUUCUGCCGACGGUUGCAAGUACAUUCUUACGACAAUUGACAGGUAUACGCAUUGGCCAGAAGCUUACCCAUUAGCAAACAUGUCAGCCCAUGCCGUUGCCGAAAAAAUGGUUUCGCAGUGGUUUUCGCGAUUUGGAGUUCCUUACAUCAUUACAACAGACCAGRGUAGACAGUUUGAGUCAGAGCUAUGCACUGCACUCAGUCAAACUUAUGGUUUCCAACACAUCCGAACUUCGCCUUACCACCCCCAGGCGUAUGGCCUGGUGGAACGUCUUCAUCGUCCGUUGAAAGCCGCACUGGCCGCUCACAAUAAUCCUUUUUGGACCAGAAGUUUGCCGACUGUAUUACUCGUGUUGCGAAGCAUCGUCAAGCCGGAUUUAGGUUGUUCUCCUGCAGAGAUGGUGUAUGGUACAACUCUACGUUUACCGGGUGAGUUUUUUCAUUCCGUACAGCCAGAACCGCGAACUCCAGACUUAAUCUGCGCACUUAAAGAAUCUAUGUUAAUGAUUCGCCCAACUCCGGGUACGGAUCAUUCCAAACACGCAAUCUUCGUGCCGGAGCAGCUCUCUACCACGACACACGUUUUUCUUCGAAUCGACGCGACGCGGAAACCCCUCCAACCGCGUUACGACGGUCCAUUCGCGGUGUUAGAACGCAAAGACAAAACUUUUAAGCUUCAACUCCAUAACUGGACCAGCCGGAUAUCAAUAGACCGCCUCAAGCCCGCUUUACUACUUAGAGAAGACCCGAUCGCGGACCACUCUUAUGCAUCCACUCUCUCGGAGAUCAAAACACACAGCAUCAAUUUUCAACAACGACUGAAACAAGUUCGUUUCUUUUUACCAAGGGGGAGGUAG
Molecule: messenger RNA, 1257 nt
Organism: Diuraphis noxia (Russian wheat aphid)
Lineage: Eukaryota; Metazoa; Arthropoda; Insecta; Hemiptera; Aphididae
Product: protein NYNRIN-like
Source: RefSeq, a predicted model, not a curated record